AUGCGUCGCUUGGGGAACGAGAUGAGGUUCUUCUUCGGAUUGGACCGGCGAGCUUGGACGGGCUCGGGACAUCCGAGCGCGGAACAGGUUUCGACGAUCUCGUGUCGAUUCAGAUUCGACACAUGAUAACACCUCUGGGCACUCAGCGGAGCCUGAUUUGCCGGCAAGAAGGACAUGCCCAGAACUGAUCCUGAAGCUUCUGAUGUUUUGCGACCUUUCACUUGUGCAGGAAGGAAUAUAAGAUCGUCAUCAUGUACGUUAUUGGGAAGCAGCUGGAACGAGCUCGAAUUUCGGGGGGGUUCAAGGUUACUGAACUCGUCUCGUUCUUUCUUCAACAGGGGUGGAGGAGGUGUUGGUAAAUCAGCCAUCACCGUGCGAUUCGUUCAUUCCUUGUUCGGUAGGUUGUGAUGGCAUUGAACGCGAGACCGCCGCCAACCACAGAGGAGAACCUUCAGUCGCAAGCUUCAUCAGAGCUGACUCUCGGUCCGUCCCCGACCUGUAGUGGAGAAAUACGAUCCGACGAUAGAGGAUUCCUAUCGCAAGACUAUGGUAGUCGAUGGAAUUACGUGCCAUUGCGAUAUUAUGGAUACGGCGGGGACAGAACAGGUGCGUACGAGGCAUCUGUUCUCGCCAAGCCGAAAGGCUUAAUCAGAACCUGAUCGAGUGUUUUGAGCGGGUUCCUCACAUAGUUCAUGGCGCUGCACUCGAUGUACAUGAAGACGGGGGAUGGAUUCGUGCUCGUCUUCAGUCUCAGCUCGAUGGAGUCCGUUUCGGAAUUGCAGAACAUCAGGGAGCAGGUAAGGGUUCAAACAGUGCGCGGGCAAAUUGGAGAAUGGUUGCUGAUGCGGUUGAUAUGUGCGCGGGAGCAGAUCCACCGGAUCAAAGAGGCUGAAUCUCGGAUACGAGUCCCCUUGGUACUGUGCGGGAAUAAAUGCGAUCGUGAGUAUAGGAUAUCACCAUCUCGUCCAUGUUGCAGACCCAUCGGAUUAUCAUUGACGCUCUAUGGCCCCACAAGUCGGCGCCGAACGACAAGUCCCUCGAGAUGUCGCGGUCGGUUUGUCAAGAGCUUGGGGUGGGGUCCCUUAUUACGAAACGAGCGCUCGGAAGGAGAUCAACAUACGAGAAGUGAGUUCUGACACAUGCGUGAAUCUACUCAAUCGCUACUCAUGCAUAAUGAUCGGCGCUGUCACAGGUGUUUGAAGAUAUCGUGAGGCAGAUGAUCAAAGCCGGCGUCGGGACCAAGUAUAAGGAGCGGGGCUCCAGGCAUUCGAAAAGAUGUGUGAUAAUCUGA
Messenger RNA from Microbotryum saponariae, 1291 nucleotides. The record is from the annotation of a GenBank genome assembly. NCBI's taxonomy places the organism in Eukaryota, Fungi, Basidiomycota, Microbotryomycetes, Microbotryales, Microbotryaceae.